This is a messenger RNA of Syngnathoides biaculeatus (alligator pipefish), 1764 nucleotides long. Its product is annotated as serine/threonine-protein kinase Nek2-like. The record is from RefSeq and is a predicted model, not a curated record. Gene Ontology annotation, cellular component: nucleus; cytoplasm; centrosome. Bases 245 to 1327 code for a protein of 360 amino acids. The transcript has 5 exons. Gene Ontology annotation, molecular function: ATP binding; protein kinase activity. NCBI's taxonomy places the organism in Eukaryota, Metazoa, Chordata, Actinopteri, Syngnathiformes, Syngnathidae. Gene Ontology annotation, biological process: protein phosphorylation; chromosome segregation.
UGGGGACAUCCUACCAAUCGCAUUCGGGACUGUAGCGCCCCACAUAAAAGGUCCUUUCGAGUCAGGAUCAGUCCUUUCAUGUAAAGAAUAUAACUUCCGUGAAAAGACAGAAUUACACUAUUGUGGAGCAUUUUCAACACUAGUGAACUUCUUAUUUAUUUGACUAGGAACGUUCCUUGCCAACGGAUAAAGAACGAGGCAAGUUGAAAGAAAUUUAUGGACUAGCUCGUGCGCUAACUUUAGCAUGACGUCCCGACGAGGCGAGUACGAUGUGCUUUACUCACUCAGCGUGGAUUCCUAUGGAAGAUGCCAGAAGAUACGACGGAAAUGUGAUGGGAAAGUUAUGGUGUGGAAGGAGAUCUUUUAUGGCACUUUGACAGAGAGCGAGACACAGAGGCUGAUGUCCGAAGUGAAGUGCCGAAAGAAGCUGAAGCACCCGAACAUUCUGAGAUGUUACGACUGGAUCGUUGACAGCGCCAACACCAAGCUGUACAUGGUGAUGGAGGACUGCCAGGGUGACACCCUGGCCAGCCUCAUUACUUCUACAUCAAGGGAAAGACGUCAUUUGGAUGAGCAGUUCAUCCUGCGAGUACUGGCUCAGCUCUCGUCAGUCCUGAAAUUCCAAAGGACGAGAAAGAGCAGGCCUGCCAGCUUCCUUCAUCACAACUUGAAACCAGAAAACAUCUUCUUGGACAGCGAGCAGAAUGUGAUGCUUGGAACGUGUUCUUACAUCCCCACAGUGAGUGCAUUUACCUUUUUUACUCAGUGGUUUGUGUGGACAAUGGCGCUUCUAAAUUGUUUCGACCAUUCUCUUGUUUUCACAUCUAUUCUUCAGGAACAAAGGAACAAGAUGUCCUUCAAUGACAAAUGUGAUGUCUGGUCACUAGGCUGUUUACUGUAUGAGCUCUGUACUCUGUGCCGCUAUUUUCCUGCACAAGAACAAAGAGUUCUUGCAGAGAAGAUGCCAGCAGCGACUUUCAUAAGAAUCCCUGGACUGUACUCUGAGGAAUUGGGCAUACUCCUCAACAAUAUGCUCAAUUUGACAGGCUCCCUGAGACCAUCUGUGGAAUCCAUUUUCCAGAGCAACCUGCUGGCGGAAGCGGUAGGGGAGGAAACCAAGAAGACGCAGUUGUGGCUUCAGAGGCGUUUAAAGCGAAUUGAGUUGAAUAAGAAGCUGCGGUGCGUUCGCAAAAAUAAGGAAAACCUUUCGCCAAUUGAUCCUCAGUUUGUGAUGCUCCACAAGAUUGCGAGGAGGCUCCGGACGGACAGUCAGCAUGCGAGCCAAGUGGACAAAGAACCAGUCGGUGUCUGUAGCCUCCGUUUGUGACAGCCAGAACUGAAUAUACUGUAAAUGUUUAUAUACCUUUUAAAUCCGACUUAGAUACGACUGCUGAUGAUUUUUAUGAAUUUGUUUCUAAACGGUUCUCUUCAUGAUGUUGUCCACAUUUUGACAUUAUGAUACCAAGUCACUAAGAGUUGAUCAAGAAGUACUUUGGUAUAGCAGACUUCAAACAGGAAGUUCUCAGAAGGAAGUUGGAAGUUGGGACUUUGCUGGAAAUAAAUUGAAAAAAAAAACUGUUGUGAAAUUUGUAAUUAAGUUUAUUUUCAUGGACUACAAAGACAAUGAAGAAUUGAAUAUUUAAUAUGUAUUUAAUGUGGCUUUGGAUAACCUCUGAGACAUAACGUUUUUUAUGAAUUUAUGUGCAUGUAUAGUUAAACCAACAACAAUAAAACAAUACAGUGCCAAACACUAGAUCACUAAUA